Messenger RNA from Epinephelus lanceolatus (giant grouper), 906 nucleotides. Its product is annotated as endonuclease domain-containing 1 protein. Lineage: Eukaryota; Metazoa; Chordata; Actinopteri; Perciformes; Serranidae. The record is from RefSeq and is a predicted model, not a curated record. Gene Ontology annotation, molecular function: hydrolase activity; metal ion binding; nucleic acid binding.
AUGACACGUACAUCAGAGAACUGUGCCUUACCCCUGACAGCUGUCGUCGCCAUGCUGACCUGUGUGUUGCUCCAGGGGGCCCAGGCAGGAGUGGUGGGGGACUUCAACCAUGUGGAGCGCUGUAAGGACUCUCUGUACAUGGGCACUCCACCUCGAGGGUACCUCAGCAACUCUUUUACGAAGAUCUGCCAGAGGUACGAGGAUAAACCCCGGUACAUCACGUUGUAUGACCCCCACAAACAUAUCCCCGUCUAUUCUGCCUAUACAUUCAAGAAGUCAGAUGGGGAGAAGAAGGUGGACUUCCCAUGGAUGUUUGAGCCUCAGCUGGCCUCAGAAAAGAGCAGCAGUAACAUGGAGCCCUUCCCCCAAUCUUCAAGCAUGCAUAUGAACUUUGAGGACACCCAGGCAGUCCUGGAGGACUACGCUGAUGUGGUUCAGUACGAACGUGGCCAGCUAAACCCUGACGAGCAUCAGGCAGACCCUAUGGACAAAGCCUCCACCUACAGCUUGACCAAUGUGGUACCCCAGUUCAGGGAGUUCAACAUUGGUCCCUGGACAGAACACCAGGACCUCAUUCGCAAACGUCUCAACAACUACUGCCGCGGCAAAGCCUUCGUUGUCACCGGGGUCACCACCUCCGGGCACACAAUCCGUCGCAACAACCUGGACCGGGUGGCUGUACCGGAGUACAUGUGGUCGGCCUACUGCUGCACCGAGUUUGACCAAAAUGCUCCAUACUUUGUGCGCUACAAGUUCCCUGUGUUUGCAGCUUAUGGGCUGAACGAUCGUGUCAACAACCACAUGGUGGAAGUUCCUCUCAAGAACCUGGAGAAGUUUCUCAAAGGGAGGAUGGAUGUUGAUAAGAACUUCCAGAUAUUCUAUAAUGACUGUGUGCCAGAUAACUGA